Molecule: messenger RNA, 342 nt
Organism: Saccharomyces kudriavzevii IFO 1802
Lineage: Eukaryota; Fungi; Ascomycota; Saccharomycetes; Saccharomycetales; Saccharomycetaceae
Gene: MIM1
Product: Mim1p
Exons: 1
Coding region: 1-342 (113 amino acids)
Biological process (GO): protein insertion into mitochondrial outer membrane; mitochondrial outer membrane translocase complex assembly
Cellular component (GO): mitochondrial outer membrane
Source: RefSeq, a predicted model, not a curated record
AUGACGGAGGUUGUAAGCCUGUGGGAAAGCGUAUCGGAUGACGAGUCGCAGGAAAAAGGCAGCAUGGAGUUACAGAGCACACCGGACUCCGACGAGAGCUCACGAGUGCAAAGUCUAGUGUCCUUUGUGGGCUCGUGUUCCAUCAACUUAUUCUUGCCUUUUCUCAACGGCAUGAUGCUCGGGUUCGGCGAGUUGUUUGCUCACGAGCUGUGCUGGAGGUUCAACUGGUUCAACCAUAGAAACAAAGGAUACAAGGUCUACCCUGAAUCGCGCAAAGUGGCAGCCAUGGAAGAGAUUUCAAGCCCUGCCGCUCGUGGAAGACUUGCAACCAAGUUCCUCUGA